AGAACUGAACGUCUCGAGCGAUGGAUUCGGAUCUCUACGAUGAGUUUGGUAACUAUAUCGGUCCAGAGCUAGACUCUGACGAUGAUGCCGGAGAUAUUGAUGACAAUGGUGAUGAUGAAGAUCGUAGCGAUGUGGAUGAGGAUGAUGAACCAGACAGAAUGGAAGAAGAUGACGCAGAAGAAAUUCCCCAGAAUCAAGUUGUUCUUCAUGAAGAUAAAAAGUACUAUGCUACAGCUCUCGAAGUAUACGGGGAAGGUGUAGAAACCUUGGUCCAAGAGGAAGACGCUCAGCCACUCACUGAACCAAUUGUCAAACCAGUAUCCAAGAAGAAGUUUCAAGCCGCUGAGCGUUUUCUCCCGGAAACUGUCUACAAGAAAGAAUAUUUAGCUGAUUUAAUGGACUGCCCUCAUAUCAUGAGAAAUGUUGCAAUCGCUGGUCAUCUUCAUCACGGAAAGACGACUUUCUUGGAUUGUCUUAUGGAACAAACUCAUCCAGAGUUCUACAGAGCUGAAGACGCAGAUGCUCGAUUUACUGAUAUCUUGUUCAUUGAGAAGCAGAGAGGAUGCUCGAUUAAAUCUCAGCCAGUGAGCAUUGUGGCUCAGGAUAGUCGAAGCAAAAGCUAUUUGCUCAAUAUAAUUGAUACUCCAGGUCACGUGAACUUUUCGGACGAAAUGACUGCUUCAUACCGUCUUGCUGAUGGAGUUGUUGUGAUGGUUGAUGCUCAUGAAGGUGUUAUGAUGAACACUGAACGAGCAAUUCGCCACGCGAUUCAAGAGAGGCUUGCAGUAACAUUGUGCAUUUCGAAGAUCGACCGCUUGCUUCUUGAGUUGAAGCUUCCACCAGCAGAUGCUUACUUCAAACUCCGUCUUAUCAUUGAUCAAGUCAAUAAUAUAUUGAGCACUUUUGCCGAAGAAGACGUUCCAGUACUCUCUCCACUUAACGGCAACGUUAUUUUUUCAUCGGGACGAUACAAUGUCUGCUUUUCUCUAUUGUCUUUUUCGAAUAUCUAUGCGAAACAACAUGGUGACUCCUUCAACUCAAAGGAGUUUGCUCGCCGUCUCUGGGGAGAUAUUUACUUCGAGAAGAAAACUCGCAAAUUCGUAAAGAAGUCGCCGUCCCAUGAUGCUCCACGUACAUUUGUGCAGUUCAUUCUCGAGCCAAUGUACAAGAUCUUUUCGCAAGUCGUCGGAGAUGUCGAUACUUGCCUUCCUGAUGUGAUGGCUGAGUUGGGAAUUCGUUUGUCAAAAGAAGAACAGAAAAUGAAUGUCCGUCCAUUGAUUGCUCUCAUCUGUAAACGCUUCUUUGGAGAUUUCAGUGCAUUUGUUGAUUUGGUGGUUCAAAAUAUCAAAUCACCACUUGAAAAUGCGAAAACUAAAAUCGAGCAGACAUAUCUUGGACCAGCUGAUUCCCAAUUGGCUCAAGAAAUGCAGAAAUGUAAUGCUGAAGGACCAUUGAUGGUUCAUACAACAAAGAAUUAUCCCGUAGAUGAUGCAACUCAGUUCCAUGUAUUUGGACGUGUUAUGAGCGGAACAUUGGAAGCAAAUACAGACGUCCGUGUACUUGGAGAGAACUACAGUAUUCAAGAUGAAGAAGAUUGCCGAAGAAUGACAGUUGGAAGACUAUUUGUGCGUGUUGCCAGUUAUCAGAUUGAAGUUUCUCGUGUUCCUGCAGGUUGCUGGGUACUUAUUGAAGGAAUUGAUCAGCCAAUUGUUAAAACUGCAACCAUUGCUGAGUUGGGAUACGAGGAAGAUGUCUACAUUUUCCGUCCUCUCAAAUUCAACACUCGCAGUUGCGUGAAACUUGCCGUAGAGCCGAUUAAUCCAUCCGAACUCCCGAAAAUGUUGGAUGGCUUGAGAAAAGUCAACAAGUCAUAUCCGUUGCUGACGACUAGAGUUGAAGAAUCCGGAGAGCACGUGUUGCUCGGAACUGGAGAAUUUUAUAUGGACUGUGUGAUGCACGACAUGCGAAAGGUGUUCUCAGAGAUUGAUAUCAAAGUUGCUGAUCCAGUUGUCACAUUCAACGAGACUGUCAUCGAAACGAGUACGCUGAAAUGUUUUGCAGAGACUCCCAACAAAAAAAAUAAAAUCACAAUGAUGGCUGAACCUCUAGAAAAACAGUUGGAUGAGGACAUCGAAAAUGAAGUUGUUCAAAUCGGAUGGAAUAGACGGCGUCUUGGAGAGUUCUUCCAGACCAAGUACAACUGGGAUCUUUUGGCAGCUCGUUCAAUUUGGGCAUUUGGCCCUGAUACUACAGGACCCAACAUUCUUCUAGAUGACACAUUGCCAUCGGAAGUUGACAAACACUUGCUAUCAACUGUCAGAGAAUCUCUUGUUCAAGGAUUCCAAUGGGCAACCAGAGAAGGCCCAUUGUGUGAGGAACCAAUUCGUCAAGUGAAGUUCAAACUUCUCGAUGCCGCAAUCGCCACAGAACCACUUUAUCGAGGUGGAGGUCAGAUGAUCCCAACUGCACGCCGAUGUGCCUAUUCUGCAUUCCUUAUGGCCACGCCAAGAUUAAUGGAGCCAUACUAUACAGUGGAAGUUGUUGCACCAGCUGAUUGUGUAGCUGCUGUAUAUACAGUGUUAGCUAAACGACGUGGUCACGUCACCACUGAUGCACCAAUGCCAGGAUCACCUAUGUACACUAUCAGCGCGUACAUUCCAGUAAUGGACUCGUUCGGAUUCGAAACUGAUCUUCGAAUUCACACACAGGGACAAGCAUUCUGUAUGUCUGCUUUCCAUCAUUGGCAACUCGUACCAGGAGAUCCACUCGAUAAAUCCAUUGUUAUCAAGACUCUCGACGUCCAGCCAACUCCACAUCUCGCCAGAGAGUUCAUGAUCAAGACCAGAAGACGCAAGGGUUUGUCUGAAGAUGUCUCCGUUAACAAGUUCUUCGAUGAUCCGAUGCUUCUCGAACUUGCAAAGCAGCAAGAUUAUACUGGAUUCUAAAUUGCGAUUUCCUAACUUAUUUUCUCAUUGUUUCACACUUUUUAUCUUUCAGUGUUCUUUCCCGUUUCAUUGAGUUGUUUGAUCACAAUAGUAAAAUGAAAAUUCUUGUUUAUCU
This is a messenger RNA of Caenorhabditis elegans, 3060 nucleotides long. RefSeq names its product Tr-type G domain-containing protein (gene eftu-2). The record is from RefSeq and is marked reviewed. Bases 21 to 2945 code for a protein of 974 amino acids. Gene Ontology annotation, molecular function: GTPase activity; GTP binding. The transcript has 5 exons. NCBI's taxonomy places the organism in Eukaryota, Metazoa, Nematoda, Chromadorea, Rhabditida, Rhabditidae. Gene Ontology annotation, cellular component: nucleus.